AAAAACUCAUAAAUAAACAUUAGCUUGGGUUUUGGAUAAAAUGCUCUUCAAUACUAAAAAGCUUCAAACUUUACAAAUAUUACCAGAGACCGUUGAGUCUCUGGCUUCAACCAACCAUGAUAGAACAGAGAUUAUGAGACACAUAGCUUCUCCAAAUUCUCAUAAACCCUAAUAUGAAAUCACUCACUAACCUUGUUUUUGAUCUUCAUCCAAUUUUAAUUCUGUAAUUUCUCAUUUUCAGUUGUUAAACAAUGGCUUCCAUUGAUAUUCGUUUAUCUCCUAAGAUAUUAUACCUUCCGAAACCCCAUGGCCACCGCCAUGGAUUGCAUUCAAAAUCACUGCUUCACUUCCCCAAUACCUUCCAACCACUUUUCCUUCGCCGGUCACCGGCCUCCGUGGUGUUGUGCCAAUCGAAAUCCCAGGCCGCCGGCGAAGGUGGCAAUCCAAUUGAGGAGGAUUUUGUGACUAGGGUUUUGAAGGAGAAUCCAAGCCAAGUUGAACCAAGGUACUUAAUUGGUGAAAAGUUUUUUACUUUGAAGGAAAAAGAGAAUUUGAAGAAAAAUUCAGACUCGGGUAUUUUUCGUUCAUUGAAAAAGGUUCUAACUUUGAAGAAAGUGAAGAAUGAGAGUGAAUUGAAGAAUGAAAAUGAAGCUGUGUAUUUGAAAGAUAUUUUGAGAGAGUAUAAGGGUAAGCUUUAUGUACCAGAACAAGUUUUUGGGAAAGAGUUGUCUGAAGAAGAGGAAUUUGAUAAGGAUUUUAAGGCAUUGCCAAGAAUGGAGCUUGAAGAUUUUCAGAAAGCUAUGAGGAAUGAUAAGGUUACAUUGUUGACUUGGAAGGAUGUUGCUACAGCUAGUAUUGCUUAUGCUAAUGGUUAUAGGGAUUUCAUUAUUGAAUUGAAGGAAAUGCCUGGUGAUAAGAGCUUGCAUAUAACAAAAUGGGCAAUGAGACUGGAUGAGAGUUUAGCUCAGAAUCUUUUGGAAGAGUAUACUGGUCCUUGUUAUCAAAUAGAGAAGCAAACUAUGUCUUGGGUUGGAAAAUUACCCGAGCACCCUCAUCCAGUGGCAUCUUCGGUAUCAAGCAGAAUCAUAGUGGAGCUUGGAAUGGCAACUGCUGUAAUGGCUGCUGCCGCUGCUGUUAUUGGAGGGUUCCUUGCUUCAGCAGUAUUUGCUGUUACGAGUUUCGUAUAUGUGACAGCUUCAUAUGUUGUUUGGCCAGUUGUCAGACCUUUCAUCAAACUUUUCUUUAGCAUAGUAUCGGGUAUUUUAGAAAGAGUCUGGGAGAAUUUUGUUGAAUUUUUCAUCGACGGAGGCAUCUUUUCUAAAUUUUCCGAUUUUUACACUUUUGGUGGUGUCUCUGCUAGUCUUGAGGUGUUAAAACCAAUUACUUUUGUUCUUUUAACUAUGGUCCUUCUUGUCCGUUUCACACUUUCGAGAAGACCAAAGAACUUUAGGAAAUGGGACUUGUGGCAAGGGAUUGAUUUUUCCCGUUCUAAGGCAGAAGCUCGUGUUGAUGGUUCAACCGGAGUUAAAUUUAGCGAUGUGGCAGGGAUUGAUGAAGCGGUGGAGGAACUCCAGGAGUUGGUGAGGUACUUGAAGAACCCAGAGCUUUUUGAUAAAAUGGGUAUAAAACCUCCACAUGGUGUUCUUUUAGAAGGCCCCCCUGGAUGUGGCAAGACCCUGGUUGCUAAGGCCAUAGCUGGUGAGGCUGGUGUUCCAUUUUACCAAAUGGCUGGAUCUGAAUUUGUUGAAGUUUUAGUCGGUGUGGGUUCUGCUCGUAUUAGGGAUCUAUUCAAAAGAGCUAAGGUAAACAAACCAUCAGUAAUAUUCAUUGAUGAAAUUGAUGCAUUGGCAACUAGGCGGCAAGGUAUUUUCAAGGAAUCCUCAGAUCAGCUUUAUAAUGCUGCAACUCAAGAGAGGGAGACUACAUUGAACCAGCUAUUGAUAGAACUCGAUGGGUUCGAUACUGGAAAAGGUGUUAUAUUUUUGGGUGCUACAAAUCGUAGGGAUUUGUUAGACCCUGCUCUUCUCCGACCAGGUCGAUUUGAUCGCAAGAUAAAAAUUCGGCCUCCUCCUGCAAAGGGGAGAUUGGAGAUUUUGAAAAUUCAUGCGAGCAAAGUGAAAAUGUCUGAAUCUCUCGAUCUAUCGAGCUAUGCACAGAACUUGCCUGGAUGGACCGGAGCAAAAUUAGCUCAGCUCGUUCAAGAGGCUGCACUUGUAGCGGUUAGGAAGGGGCAUAAUUCAAUUCUUCAGUCGGACAUGGAUGAUGCAGUUGAUAGACUAACGGUAGGUCCCAAACGUGUUGGAAUAGAGUUGGGUCAUCAAGGACAAUGUCGUCGUGCUUCUACUGAAGUUGGAGUUGCAAUGACUUCCCAUUUGCUAAGGCGCUACGAGAAUGCAGAAAUUGAACGCUGCGAUCGCAUUUCAAUUGUCCCACGUGGUCAGACAUUAUCACAAGUUGUGUUUCAUCGGCUUGAUGAUGAAUCAUACAUGUUUGAGCGCCGACCACAGUUGCUGCAUCGCCUUCAGGUUCUACUAGGAGGGAGGGCAGCCGAAGAGGUAAUCUAUGGACGGGACACAUCAAGGGCGUCGGUUGAAUACCUUGCAGAUGCCAACUGGCUUGCUCGGAAAAUUUUAACAAUAUGGAAUUUGGAGAACCCCAUGCGGAUACAUGGUGAACCACCGCCAUGGAGAAAGAAGCCUAAGUUUGUUGGACCCAGAUUGGACUUUGAAGGAUCACUUUACGAUGACUAUGGUCUAAUAGAACCGCCACUCAACUUCAAUCUAGAUGAUGAAAUCGCUCAAAGAACCGAGGAGCUGAUACACGACAUGUAUGAUAAGACACUUUCUUUGCUUCGUAGGCACCAUGCAGCGCUACUUAAAACCGUGAAGGUUCUACUGAAUCAGAACGAAAUCAGUGGUGAAGAAAUCGACUUCAUCUUGGAUAAGUACCCUCCACAAACACCGAUUACUUUACUUAUGGAGGAAGAAAGCCCCGGCAGCCUUCCGUUUGUCAAAGAAGACCAAGAAAAUCGUGAAGUUGAAUACGCCUUCGCCUCUCAUUCGAAAGAAGAGAAUCUGUGAAUAACAACAUAUAUAGUGUCUUCAACCAAAGGCUUCAUUUAGCAUGGAAGAGUAUUUUUUUUGCAUAUCAUCAAUUUUGUAUCUUUAAAUAGUUUUAGAUUAGUUAGUUAAGUUAUGAGUAUUGUGACUAUGAACUUUUUUAAUGCAAGACCAAUAUUUAUGUCUA
Messenger RNA from Cannabis sativa, 3246 nucleotides. Its product is annotated as probable inactive ATP-dependent zinc metalloprotease FTSHI 1, chloroplastic. The record is from RefSeq and is a predicted model, not a curated record. Gene Ontology annotation, molecular function: ATP-dependent peptidase activity; ATP binding; ATP hydrolysis activity. NCBI's taxonomy places the organism in Eukaryota, Viridiplantae, Streptophyta, Magnoliopsida, Rosales, Cannabaceae. Gene Ontology annotation, cellular component: chloroplast thylakoid. The transcript has 15 exons. Bases 252 to 3080 code for a protein of 942 amino acids. Gene Ontology annotation, biological process: proteolysis.